AUGUCCUGGCUGGCAUCCCUCGUCUUGGCUCUUAUCCACUCUGUUUAUUCGUUGUUCAUUUGGCUGCGAACCGUACGGGCGAAUAGGCACGAGCGCAUUCCACUCGAGCUAAAUGCGAAACGGAGCAAGACACCAAAACACCUGGGUCUUAUUCUUGCUUAUGAUGCCAGCCUCGACGGCCAUGAAGAACUAGAACAAGUGCUCGUUGCAUGUUUACGAUCGGCAGUUGGGUGCGCGCAGGCGGCAGGCAUUGAGCAGUUGACCGUGUACGACCGUGACGGCUUGUUGAGCACCUGUCCCAAUAUCGUGCGCGACUGUAUGUCCUCCCCAAGACCGGCUGAGAGCCUUCUUGAACCCUCACGGCCAGAGCUUGUAUAUCCUCUCACACCUCCACUCUCCGAAGACUCCGAUUCAUCGACGUCCGCCCCUUGGAAUGAUACUCCGGAUGCUCGACUGAAUGUCGUUACCGUUUAUUCCGGUGGUGGGGCACAAGACAAGAGGAAGCGUUACAAGGGGAAACGGCGUCGCAGCAACCGUAAGAGUCUCGACCCCUCAUCGGAUGAGAGAACCUUUUCCGUAAACCUUGUCUCGCGAGACUCUGGCAAGCCGGCCAUUGCUUCUGUGGCGAACCACCUGCGUACCUCCCGAACCCCGGAAACCCCAUCCACGGCGCCUUCGGUGACCGACCUCGAUCAUAUACUCGAAGGCGAGAACGGGUUCAGCCCACCGGAUCUGAUCAUUGUACACCACAUCACACCCGAAAAGUACGCAAAUGCGCCACUGGAGCUGUAUGGCUUUCCACCAUGGCAAGUCAGGCUCUCCGAAAUAUACCACAGCCAACACCACUCCCCCUCUUCUACCCCACAUUGGCGCUGGCCGGGUAUUUCGAGAGGACGCCACCGCAGCCACCGAGACCGUUGUUCCGUCUUGGAGGAGAUCGACUUCAGAAGAGCGCUGGACGAGUUCUCUGGCGCUGAAAUGCGGUUGGGGACAUAG
Stereum hirsutum FP-91666 SS1 is the source of this 996-nucleotide messenger RNA. RefSeq lists its product as uncharacterized. Bases 1 to 996 code for a protein of 331 amino acids. The transcript has 5 exons. Gene Ontology annotation, molecular function: ditrans,polycis-polyprenyl diphosphate synthase [(2E,6E)-farnesyl diphosphate specific] activity. NCBI's taxonomy places the organism in Eukaryota, Fungi, Basidiomycota, Agaricomycetes, Russulales, Stereaceae. The record is from RefSeq and is a predicted model, not a curated record. Gene Ontology annotation, cellular component: endoplasmic reticulum membrane; dehydrodolichyl diphosphate synthase complex.